AUGAGCAAGGAGCUAGCAGCAAUGGAGCCUGGAGAUUCAAGGGAUGGAGUCAGCACUGAGACAGCACCAUACCCAGCACUGGGCUCUGGGGUCAGCCUGCAUGCCUAUGACAUCGUGGUGGUGGUCAUCUACUUUGUCUUCGUCCUUGCUGUGGGAAUCUGGUCAUCUAUUCGUGCAAGCCGAGGGACCGUUGGUGGUUAUUUCCUGGCUGGGAGAUCCAUGACCUGGUGGCCAAUCGGAGCAUCUCUGAUGUCCAGCAAUGUGGGCAGUGGCUUGUUCAUUGGCCUGGCUGGGACAGGGGCUGCUGGAGGCCUUGCUGUCGGUGGCUUUGAGUGGAAUGCAACCUGGCUGCUUGUGGCCCUGGGCUGGAUCUUCGUCCCUGUGUACAUCGCAGCUGGUGUGGUCACCAUGCCAGAGUACUUGAAGAAACGAUUCGGAGGACAGAGGAUCCAGGUGUACAUGUCAGUCCUGUCUCUCAUCCUCUACAUCUUCACCAAGAUAUCAACAGAUAUCUUCUCUGGAGCCAUCUUUAUUCAGAUGGCCUUAGGCUGGAACCUCUAUCUCUCCACGGUGAUCUUGCUGGUGGUGACAGCUGUCUACACUAUUGCAGGAGGGCUCACCGCUGUGAUCUACACAGAUGCUCUACAGACUGUGAUCAUGGUAGGGGGAGCGCUGGUCCUCAUGUUUCUGGGCUUUCAGGAGGUGGGCUGGUACCCAGGCCUGCAGAAGUUAUAUAUGCAGGCCAUCCCCAAUGCCACAGUUCCCAACACCACCUGUCACCUCCCACGGCCAGAUGCCUUCCACGUGCUUCGAGACCCUGUGAAUGGGGACAUUCCCUGGCCAGGUCUCAUUUUUGGGCUCACAGUCCUGGCCACCUGGUGUUGGUGCACAGACCAGGUGAUUGUGCAGAGGUCUCUCUCUGCCAAGAGUCUUUCCCAUGCCAAGGGGGGCUCAGUGCUGGGGGGCUACCUAAAGAUCCUCCCAAUGUUCUUCAUUGUCAUGCCUGGCAUGAUCAGCCGGGCCCUGUACCCAGAUGAAGUUGCCUGCGUAGACCCUGACAUCUGUCAAAGAGUGUGUGGGGCCAGAGUGGGAUGUUCCAACAUCGCCUACCCAAAGCUGGUCAUGGCUCUCAUGCCCGUGGGUCUGCGAGGCCUGAUGAUUGCCGUGAUCAUGGCCGCCCUGAUGAGCUCACUCACCUCCAUCUUCAACAGCAGCAGCACGCUGUUUGCCAUAGAUGUGUGGCAGCGCUUCCGCAGGCAGGCAACGGAGCAAGAGCUGAUGGUGGUAGGCAGGUUGUUCAUAGUCUUACUGGUAGUCAUCAGCAUCCUCUGGAUCCCCAUCAUCCAAAGCUCCAAUAGUGGGCAGCUCUUUGACUACAUCCAAUCUAUCACCAGCUACCUAGCCCCACCCAUCACGGCCCUCUUCCUGCUGGCCAUCUUCAGCAAGAGGGUCACUGAACCUGGUGCCUUCUGGGGCCUCAUGUUUGGCCUAGCAGUGGGAAUAGUGCGCAUGAUUCUGGAGUUCUCAUACCCUGCUCCAGCCUGUGGGGAGGUGGACAGGAGGCCGGAUGUUCUGAAGGACUUCCACUACCUGUACUUUGCCCUUCUCCUCUGUGGACUUACGGCCAUCAUCACCAUCAUAAUCAGUUUCUGCACAGGGCCCAUCCCUGAUGAAAAGCUUGCUCGCCUGACCUGGUGGACUAGGAAUUGUCCCUUAUCUGAGCUGGAGAAUGAGGCCUCUGAGAGUGUGAAUGAGACUGAGGCGGGAAACACUCCAGGGCUGGCAGAGAGGCCGGCUGUGGAGGGCCUUGCAAAAGAUGGGGAAGGAACAAACACCACCCAGGGGCCUGAGCAACCAGGAGCCCUACAUAGGUCCUGGGGAAAAUGGCUGUGGAGCUGGUUCUGUGGACUCUCAGGGGCCCCACAGCAAGUCCUGAGCUCGGCUGAGAAAGCUGCACUGGAAAAGAAGCUGACCAACAUCGAGGAGGAGCCACUCUGGAGACAUGUCUGCAACAUCAAUGCCAUCAUCCUGCUAGCCAUCAACAUCUUUCUCUGGGGGUAUUUUUCGUAA
Molecule: messenger RNA, 2070 nt
Organism: Peromyscus californicus insignis
Lineage: Eukaryota; Metazoa; Chordata; Mammalia; Rodentia; Cricetidae
Gene: Slc5a9
Product: solute carrier family 5 member 9
Exons: 14
Coding region: 1-2070 (689 amino acids)
Biological process (GO): transmembrane transport
Cellular component (GO): plasma membrane
Molecular function (GO): D-glucose:sodium symporter activity
Source: RefSeq, a predicted model, not a curated record